CCCAGGUGGUGUAGGUGCUACUAGCCCAAGAGGCACUUGAAUCUGAGCCUCUCACUGGUUACACAGCCCCACCCAUACCGCAGAGAGCUGCUCCGGCGAGUAAGCAGGAUGGAUAGUAGAGUUAAAAGGAAGAAUUGGGUUUCUAAACUACCACAAAGACUAAAACUUUAAAAGUGGGAACUAAAAGCUUAUUUCCAUUAACAUUGAAACGGUGUUUGGGGGAGUAUCUAUUUUCAUGUCUGAUAUGCAAAAUAUGUGGGGAAGGAAAGUAAAGUUGACGCAACAUUGGCUACAGCACAACGGUGAAAAAUAGAUGGGAGUGACUUGAUCGAUGCCGAGGACAGGUAAAAAACGGCAAUGGCUGAAGGACCAGGCUUGACUGAGCUGAGAGAACAAGGCCUAAGUCCGCUUGGCCCAACGGCCGCUGCCGGAACUCGGUGACGCGCUUCCGUGGGCGGGGCCACCUACACGCAAGCUAACUUUCCAAGCAGCUGCGCAGUUGGUUCCCAGGUUCCUACGGUUGUGAACGUUUAUUGGAAUCACCAGCUAACAAGAAACUGUGGUUCUUAACUCCUGAAGGUGAUGCGCUCCGGUUCAGCCGUCAGUGCCUGCCAGAAAGUCUGCAGGAGUCUGUUGUCUGGUUUCGGGGGUCGAGUAGAUGGGGGCCGGCCUGAGCGUUUGAAGGAAGGGAGUGGCCCCCUCGGAGGGCCCGUGAGGUCGCACGCGGAGCUACCCGCGGGGAACGAACCAAGAGAAGCCCAAGAGUCUGGAGAGGGGAGCGAAGCGCUGGUAGAGAUCUGUCAGAGAAGGCAUUUCCUCAGUGGCAUCAAGCAGCAGAUUAGCCGAGAUUCUCUUCUGAGCGGGUGCCACUCCGGCUUUGGCCCUUUGGGUUUAGAGUUGCGGAAGAACCUGGCGACAGAAUGGUGGUCCUCGGUGGUGGUGGUCAGGGAGCAGGUGUUUCCCGUAGACGCACUCCACGUUGAAUCAGGCCCUUCACUCCCCGGGGACAGUGACUUCAGGUUAGUUUCUGCAGAAACUCUGCGCGAAAUCUUGCAAGACAAAGAACUGAGUAAGGAACAGCUAGUAGCGUUUCUUGAGAACUUAUUAAAAACUUCUGGGAAACUACGGGAGAACCUUCUUCACGGUGCCUUGGAGCACUAUGUUAAUUGCCUGGAUUUGGUAAACAAGAGGCUGCCUUAUGGCCUUGCUCAGAUUGGAGUGUGUUUUCAUCCUGCUUCUAAGCAGGCCGCUGAUGGUGUUAAAAGAAUGGGUGAGAAGAUGGAAGCUUCGCUGGUAUGGUUUACUUCAACACGAACUGCCAGCCAGUGGCUAGAUUUCUGGUUACGUCAUCGACUCCUGUGGUGGAGAAAGUUUGCCGUGAGUCCAUCCAACUUCAGCAGCAGUGAUUGUCAGGAUCAAGAGGGACGAAAAGGAAACAAAGUUUACUACAAUUUUCCCUGGGGAAAGGAGCCAAUAGAAACUCUGUGGAAUCUAGGAGAAAAAGAACUUUUACACAUGUAUCCUGGAAAUGUGUCCCAAUUACAUGGGCGAGAUGGACGAAAAAGUGUGGUUCCUUCUGUUCUGUCUGUAAAUGGAGAUCUAGACCGAGGCAUGCUGGCUUACCUCUAUGACUCUUUCCAGCUAACAGAGAAUUCCUUUACAAGAAAGAAAAAUCUCCACAGAAAGGUGCUUAAGCUUCACCCUUGUCUAGCCCCUAUUAAGGUUGCUUUGGAUAUGGGAAGAGGCCCAGCAGUGGAACUAAGACAGGUUUGUCAAGGGCUGUUUAAUGAAUUACUAGAAAAUGGGAUUUCUGUGUGGCCUGGUUAUUUGGAAACUUCACAGCCCUCAUUGGAGCAACUUUACUCAAAGUAUGAUGAAAUGGGUAUCCUCUUCACAGUUUUGAUUACUGAAGCAACUUUGGAGAAUGGAUUAAUACAUCUGAGAAGUAGAGAUACCACAAUGAAGGAAAUGAUGCAUGUAUCCAAAGUAAAAGACUUUUUAGCUAAGUAUAUAUCAUCAGCUAAGAAUGUAUAGAUUUUAAUAUUGGCCUAAUAAAUAUUUGUCUUUUCUAAUUCGGUUGUCUUACAUUAACUUAGAUUGUUUGUUAGCCCCUUUGCACUUAUGGACAUUUUUGGUGCUUUUUUAAAAAUUCAUUUUUAUUUCUUGUAUUUCUUGUUGUAUUCCACUGUAUAAGGACUAUGUUCAGCUGCAAGAAACAAAAAUCCUGCUCUACUGGAUUAAGCAAAUUGGAAUUUGUUUUUCUCAUAAAAAGAAACCAAGGUGGGGGAUACACUGUCCAGAAUUGGUACAAUCUUUUCCUCUAUAGUUAGAGACACAGGCUUUUGUUGUUUUUCUGUUCCACCGUUUAUAAUAUGUCAGAUUUUAUCUUUAUACUUGUUGCUUAAUGGUCACAGGGUGGCUGCUGUAUUUCUAGCUUUCUCAUCCACAUUCCAGUUAGGAAGAAAAUCAAAAGAGGCAAGAGCUAGCCAGCCAAGUCUCUUCCUCCUAUUUUAAUUAGGAAAGUAAAACCAUUCCCAGAUAUCCCAAUCAGAAGAGUUGUUGAUGUUUCAUUGGUCAGAACUUGGUCAUAUGGUCAUUCCUAGGCUAAUCACUGUUCAGGGGAAUGAGAAUAUAAUGAUUAAUUUGGAUCAAACAUAAUUUAUCUCUUGGGGCUACAGUAGUGUCUUAAUCUCUCUGAAAUGGGUUUUGUUUUCAGGAAAGAAGGAGUCUUGUAUGUUCAAUACGCUUGUGUUAAUUAUAUUAUUAUUAUCAACCUAACAAAAAUUUCAACUAAUAAUUUGUGUAAAGUAUCUUGAGCCCUGGCUGGUGUGGCUCAGUGGAUUGAGUGCCAGCCUACGAACCAAAAGGUUACCAGUUUGAUUCCCAGUCAAGGCACAUGCCUGGGUUUCAGGCCAGGUCCCAGGGUAGGGCAUGUGAGAGGCAGCUGAUCAGUGGAUCUCUUGCACAUUGAUGUGUCUCUCCCUCUCCCUCCCUUCCCCUCUCUCUAAAAGUAAAAUUUUAAAAAUCUUAAAAAUAUAUUAAAAAAUAU
This is a messenger RNA of Artibeus jamaicensis (Jamaican fruit-eating bat), 3049 nucleotides long. RefSeq names its product DNA polymerase gamma 2, accessory subunit (gene POLG2). The record is from RefSeq and is a predicted model, not a curated record. The coding region runs from base 583 to 2034 and encodes 483 amino acids. Gene Ontology annotation, cellular component: mitochondrion; cytoplasm. Gene Ontology annotation, biological process: mitochondrial DNA replication. The transcript has 8 exons. NCBI's taxonomy places the organism in Eukaryota, Metazoa, Chordata, Mammalia, Chiroptera, Phyllostomidae.